This is a messenger RNA of Poecilia reticulata (guppy), 2638 nucleotides long. RefSeq names its product opioid receptor, kappa 1 (gene oprk1). Gene Ontology annotation, molecular function: neuropeptide binding; dynorphin receptor activity. Gene Ontology annotation, cellular component: plasma membrane; neuron projection. NCBI's taxonomy places the organism in Eukaryota, Metazoa, Chordata, Actinopteri, Cyprinodontiformes, Poeciliidae. The record is from RefSeq and is a predicted model, not a curated record. Gene Ontology annotation, biological process: G protein-coupled opioid receptor signaling pathway; neuropeptide signaling pathway; sensory perception of pain.
AUUAGUAAUACAACAAUCACUCUAAUCUAAGUAAAGUCUGACAGAAGUUGACUGCAUAUGUUCUGAACCUAUCUAUCUGCUGGCUGUCAUAUGUGUUGGCUCAGUCUCUGAUGUCACUGAAUGAGCAGUGCGGGCUUCCAGUGCGCACCUUCGGGCGCGCAGCGGUGGCACAGCCUGUGAAUUGUCCUCCUCCUGCACACUCUGCAUAGAAACCUGCCCUUUCAGCUCAUAUUUUUCUGCAUCCGAUUUUCUGGUCGAGAGUCCUCAUAGCUCCUCCUAAUCAACCUUGGUUUCUUUGAAAGGAGCUUUUUUGAGAGGAAGGAAAGGACUAAAAAGAGGCGAUUCACUUGUUUCGGGUGGUGAGUUUGCGCCCAGUAGCAGCAGCAGCAGAAGAAGAAGAAGAAAAAGAAAAAGGAGAGCCAGUGUUCAGCACCAUGGAGAGCGGCGUGGUGCACAUUUUCAAAGAGGACCGCUGUCCCUUGGGCCAGCCGGGCCAGUGCGUCCCGAACUUCACCUGGCAGCCCGGCUUGUCGGACAUCUUCAACUACACCCCCAACGGCACCUGGGACGCGGAACCUGAGCCGAUGUCACCCAUCAUCCCCAUCAUAGUCGCCGUUUACUCUGUGGUGUUUGUGGUGGGCUUGGUGGGCAACUGUUUGGUGAUGUAUGUCAUCAUUAGAUACACCAAAAUGAAAACAGCCACCAACAUCUACAUCUUCAACCUGGCGGUUGCCGACGCCCUGGUUACCACCACCAUGCCCUUCCAGAGCACCGACUACCUCCUCAGUUCCUGGCCAUUUGGCGAGGUGGCAUGCAAAGUCUUCAUCUCCAUCGACUACUACAACAUGUUCACCAGUAUCUUCACCCUGACGAUGAUGAGCGUGGACCGCUACAUUGCUGUGUGUCACCCGGUCAAGGCUCUGGAUUUCCGCACGCCAGUGAAGGCGAAGAUCAUCAAUGUGAUCAUCUGGGUUCUGUCCUCGGCUGCUGGGAUUCCUGCCAUGGUCCUCGGCAGCACCAACACCAACAACGGAACCACAGAAUGCGCKUUACAGUUCCCUGAUCCCUACACCUACUGGGACACCCUGAUGAAGAUAUGCGUUUUCAUCUUCGCCUUUGUGGCGCCCCUCAUCAUCAUCACCGUCUGCUACACCCUGAUGGUGCUGCGGCUGAAGAGCGUGCGCCUCCUGUCCGGCUCACGCGAGAAAGACCGCAACCUUCGACGGAUCACCCGUCUGGUUCUGGUGGUGGUCGCGGUGUUUGUGGUGUGCUGGACCCCCAUCCACAUCUUCAUCCUGGUYAAAGCGUUGUCAGCCAACGUGCCCGAGACCACCGCUGUCAUGGCUGCCUACUUCUUCUGCGUGGCGCUGGGCUACACCAACAGCAGCCUCAACCCCAUCCUUUAUGCGUUCCUGGAYGARAACUUUAAGAGGUGCUUCAGAGACUUCUGCUGCCCYGGGGGACGGGGUCACGGUGACUGUCAYGGGGUGAGCAGAGUGAGGAGCACGCUUCGGGACCACACCUGYGCCACCGAAGGGAGGGGUGAUGGGAGACAAGCCAGGCCCGUAUGACUAGCCAUGAACAUGUCCUCCAGGCCGUACCAGAGCUGGGAGGACUCCAUUGAUCUGUGUUUGACUCAAAUCACUACCACGAUCUGAGAAGUAGUAUCAGUAUUGGUUAAUAAAUCUCAUGAAAAGACCAAAACCAAGAAUGAUUUGACCCCACUUCGUCUCUAAAAUAUUGCAGUUCUUUCUUAAGUUGGUUUUAGGAAAGAGACUGAAUGACAGCAACGUCUCUGCAUUUUUAUUUAUUUUUUUAUUUUACUUUUUUUUCCAACAGAUUAGGUAUGCAUUCAAUUUAUAUCAAAAUGUGAUAUUUUGAUCCUCUCAUGAAGGCAGAAUUUGAACUUGUGGAAGCAACCUCAACCUGCAAAUCCAACAUGUCUGAAAAUCACAGUCUAUUAAUUUGCAUUGAAAAAAAUCCAAUCCAAUUAGCAACAAGGGACAGUAGUAUUUUAACUCUGGUAGUGAAAUUAUUACUGCGUUACAAAAAAUCAUCAAAACUUCUCUUGCAUUGUGUAUGUCUGAGUUUAAACAGCUCAUUGAACUUAGCCUGGUCCCUGAGCACAAUCCACCUGGUUUUAUGUUUGCAAGUUAACGGUAACGGCAGCUUCUGUGUGGCAUUACGCUUUCAGAGUGGCAAAAUCGGGAAUAUUAGGGAAGAUAUUGGGACAGUCACAAGGUUAAAAGAAACCCAAAAAGAUUAUUGCCAAUGGUAACAAAUUUAAACUGCAAUUUAAAUGUUAUGGAAAGACUCCAUAAUGAGRUUAUGUAAUCAGCCUUCCUUUUACAUGAAUCAACUAAUAAUUAUUUGUCCGUUGGAGACUCUUACAAUAUGCCUAAUAAGCAUCAAAUUUUUAAUCCCAAGAUGGUCAAGCAAUUAAUAAGUAUGAAAGAAACAAGCCAGUAACUACAUAUUUUACACCCUUCAUCCCAAUAUGCAUGCCCUGUACAAAACAGGGGCACUUGGAAAAUCGUUACUCACUUCCCAGACAUGCAGAACUCAGUUUUUCACUUCGUAUUUAGAUGAACAUAAGUGUUGCUAUUUUUGCUAACGAAUGUGGGAAAAAAAGAAAAAA